UGUAGCAUUGGUCCCUUUUUUUGAUUUCCAUUUACAUUUACCAUUGCAAUAAAAUAAUUUGAAAUGACCGCUGCUUAAUGUGGAUUUCUAAAUAAAAAUUGUGUUUGCUAAAUGAAUAUGGUGUUUUAAAUUCAUUGUUGGUUUAAAAUCUUACGGUAAUUUUACUUUGAUCAGUAUUUAGUUUAAAGUUGUCAAUCGUGGUGGAUCGUGGAUUGUUGGGAUUUUCAUUUCGUGGUGAAUGAAAAUGGCGAUGGUGCUCAGUGGCUGGUGACCACUUCUAGUUUCAUGUUUAUAAAGAUAAACUUUGUGAAAUGUUACAGACUCUACUAAAGUGAGUUGAGAAAAUGUCUUCGGUACAAUUUGUUGUACAUCCAAUUCCAGGAACAGAAGACCAGCUCAACGAUAGGUUGAAGGAGGUAGCCGACCGGUUGAACCGGUAUGGCGGGACGGUUCCGCCGGCCGCUCUGGCCGGAAUCAAGCAGCCGAUCAGGUCGGUGGUGGUCGGGCCCAACCACAUCGCACUCCUGCUAGAAGACGGCCGCAUCUGUCGGGUCGCAUUCUCCAUCAUAUCCGACCGGCUCGAUCUCACCAAGAAUGACCCCACUAAGAGCUCGAAGUCAUCGGGAGGCGGCGGCGGCGGUGGUGGAGGCGGAGGCGGCGGCGGGGGCGGCGGCUCGGGAGGCGGCAGUUCGAGUUCGUCGCGGCAGUUGUCACGGCGCGCGCGCAUCAUGCGCACCAGCACACCUCCGUUCCGCGGCGGAGGCGGCAGCGGUCGCGCUUCGGGCGCCGGGGGCGGUGGAGUGAUCAUGGGAGGCGGCAGCGGUGGCGGAGGCAGUGGCGGAGGCGGUGGCAGGCCGAUGGUGCCUGUGCCCUAUGUGCCCGAGGAGCUGGUCUCCCAGGCCCAGGUUGUGCUGCAGGGCAAGAGUCGCAAUCUCAUUAUAAGGGAGUUGCAGCGCACGAACUUGGACGUGAACCUGGCGGUGAACAAUCUGCUGUCACGUGACGACGACGACGGGGAUGAGAAUGAGGACGGCGGUGACUCGUACGUGCCCGAGGACCUCAUCUCGCUGCUCGACGGAGGCUUCCACGCCGACCACUCGGUCAUCAUCGACGCAGACGCCAUCUUCUCCGAGGACAUGUUCGGAUAUUCGGCCAUGCGCAUUCGAGGCAACUCAGGAUCGACGAGCUCGCGACGAUUGACGAGCAACUCGGAGAGAGACAGAGAGAGGGGAGAGAACAAUGCGGAGAGAGGCGACCGGGGAGAGAGAGGGGGCGACCGUAACAGUGACCGUGACAGCUUCUCGCGGUGGAGAGAUCGCCAGUACUUUGGGCCGCGUCGUUGGUUGGAGACCGCACUCAGGGACUCUGGACUCGACAAGGAUCCUGAAAGCAAGAAGAAAGACUACGCGCAACAGAGCCCGCUAUGGAUGUCGGAGGACGCGGAAUACUGGCCUGAGAAGGGACUGGAGCCCGGGGCGAAGUUUGUCAGCAUUGCCGCUUUGCACAGUGAGCUCAUAGCACUCUCAUCCAAUGGACAGCUCUAUCAGUGGAAAUGGACUGAGAUGGAGCCCUAUCGCAAUAUCGAGAAUUCAAUCCACCACCCGAAAACGAUCUCGCUGGGUUUGGUGAACGAGCGCGUGGUGUUGAUGUCAGCGACCGGCAUCCGGUGCUCGGUGGCGACCGAGUCGGGUCGUGUGGCGACCUGGAUGGACGAGCUGGUCUCGCAUGCGGCUGCGGCCGCCAAACUGGAGCAUGCGGCCACCGCAUACACUGAGUUCACGCUGGACCGCCUUGUCAGUCUGCACACAUGCACACUGUACACUGUUGCGCGGUUAGAGAGCGGCGCGUUGUAUUGGUGGGGAGUUCUGCCGCUGAGCCAGCGUAAGAAGUUGUGGGAGAAGUAUCGUGCCAAGUCGAGGAAGCAGCGACCAUCGACCAGCUCGGCAGAAAUCACUGUGGGCAGCCAGGUCUGCAUGAAGAACAGCCCCAUGUAUCAGCCCGGAGCCAUAGGUUUCUGUAUAUCGGGAGGCAUUCCGAAGGUGGGCCAACUACAGAACGCGGCGUGGAAUCUGAGUGACGUGUGCCGCUUCAAGGUGCUGCCAGCCACGCCGCCCCCAGCUCCAGCUGCCUCCUCCUCAGCCUCCGCCUCCUCAUCUUCCGCCUCCUCGGGUGGCAGCGGCGGGGGCGGCAAGCAGGACGCGGGCGGCGGUGGCAGUGCGGGUGGCAGCGGCGGGGGCGGCAGUGGUGGCGGUGCGAAGAGCGGCAAGGAGAACGCCGAUCGACUGGAUAUGCCGCCUCCGCCUUCGCCCGCCUCCUCUACUUGCAGUGAUACUGGGUCCACUUCGCACAAGAGAGCAAAGAGAGUGGCCGUGAAACAAGAGGACUCUGAAAAGAAAGACGAAGAAGAAUGGUGCUUGCGAGAUGUGAUUUUCGUUGAGGAUGUCAAGAGUCUGCCAGUUGGGCGAGUUCUGAAGGUGGACGGUGCUUACGCAGCAGUGAAGUUUCCAACUACAAACAAGGAAGUGAGCAAGGAUUGCAUGAAGGAUGCCUUAUCUGACGACAAUACCAUCAGUCUCCUACAAGACUGCCGGCUGCUCAGGAAAGAUGAUCUGCAGGUAUUGAAAACAAACACAACAUCCAGAGCUCCCGACUGCUUUCAAAGAACUCCCCGACGUGUCAACAUUGCUGAAUCAAUUGGACAAAUUCUCACUGUCACUGUUGAUGGACAAGGUAUCCACAGCAUCGUGAAGAACGCAAAGCUGAGCUACAUGCAGGUGAACGUGUGCUCGGGCCGCAUCGAGCAGGACUCUCCGUUCCCGUCGGACACGGCGGCCUUCCUGGGCCUGGAGCCGGCCGACAUCAGCCUGACGGGGACGGGCGACGACGAGAGUGUCCUCCUGCUGCGCGACGGCAACUCGACGCUGUGCCCGCUGGCCAAGGACUCGGUCGACUCGAUCCGCGACCCGCAGUGGCUCGACCUGCCGCCUGUCGCUUGCAUCGGGACCGGCACGCAUGCUCUGGCCGGCGUCAACAACGGCAGCCAACUCAAGAACCAGGUGGCGUUGGUUGUGCUCGUGCUUCGCAAGCAGCUGUUGAUGGCCGCUGUGUUGAGGUGUGACGUGGAGGCUGUCAGGGUGGUGUUGCGGCAGUUGCAGCAGGAGCCCAAAAAUUCGGAAAUGAUCCAAUCCAUUCUGGCUGAAAGAUGUGACGGCAAUCGAAAUGUGCUGCAUGCUUGUGUUUCCAUGUGUACGCCUACAUCCAACAAGGAGACUGAUAUUGAGAAAAGCAGCGUUGUUGGUGGAGGAGGAGGAGGAGGAGUUGGAGGAGGGACUCAGCAGGCUGCUCCCAAACUGGACUCGAUGAGUGCCAUGCUAGCAGCACAACAACAACAACAACAGCAACAACAACAACAACAGCGACCAAUCACAGUGCGCGAAAUGAUGAGACGUGCCACGGCCGCCGCUCGCCCCCCCGCCGUCGCAGGGGAACUAGAUAGAGAUGCCAGCGGUGGCGGGGGCGGUGGUGUCGGGGUAGCGGUGAGCGGAAGCGGUAGCGGUGUGGUGGUAGCAGAAGGAGAGCCAAUCCCCACUAUGGGCUGGCCACCGGACACCUUUGAGACGGGCGGCGGAGCAUCGGGCGACGAGGACAGUCUAAUGGGCGGAGGUGGCAAACAGCCGCAGGCGGCAGGAGGCGGCGGAUCGACAGCAGCGGCCGCCGGUGGAGGCGGUGGUGCCGUCACUGUGGCCGAUCCGGCGGAGCGACGCAACAACGCGCUCGCCGCUCUCAAGUUGAUCUGCGACUGUCCGCUGUUUGCGCCGCAUCUCAGGCAGCUCUUGAGUGCCAAGGACGCGCAAGGCCAAACGCCGUUUAUGCUGGCGAUCGCUUGUCGCGCGUACCACGCGGCGCACCACAUCAUGGACGCCAUUCAGCGCAUCGCCCUGCGUCCCCAGCCGGCGGGGGGUGUCCAUGGGCCAGGGGGGGUAAGUGCGAUGCCCCCCCAGCCAGAGGAGACAGGCUCCACCGAGGAGAAACUGAAGAACGUUCUGUCGGCCUGGUUUGGUGGACCCAAGGAAGAGCAGCCGCCCAGGAAGCAUCCUACAUGGCUGUUUCAGGGCCAGGAGUGUGGUUCAGAUCCAUCUGCUCAGGGUAAAAGUGGGGAAUCAUCAAGCACCGGUCAACAUCCGGGUGCCGAUAAGUCGAAGUACGACCAGGAAGUGUUGGAGGAGAUGAUAUUCCCCGAGGGCUCCAACCCGGACCACUCGCCACUGCAUGUCGUCUGCUGCAACGACACCUGCAGCUUCACCUGGACUGGAACUGAACACAUCAAUCAGGACAUAUUCGAGUGUCGCACGUGCGGCCUGACAGGGUCGCUGUGCUGCUGCACAGAGUGCGCACGCGUGUGCCACAAGGGCCACGACUGCAAGCUGAAGCGCACAUCGCCCACCGCCUACUGCGACUGCUGGGAAAAGUGCAAGUGCAAAGCCCUCAUACAGGGCAACCAGCAGGCGCGCUAUGACCUGCUGUGUCGACUAAUCUCAGACACUGAUCUCGUCUCCAAGCAUAACUCACGUGGCGAGAGUAUCCUGUUGUUCCUGGUGCAAACAGUCGGCAGACAGUCUGCGGAACAGAGACAGUACAGAGCACCCAGACGAUCCGCGUCGGCCUCUUCAAGAAAAACACCCUCUUCUGACAUCGAACCCGAUAUGCCAGACCAUGACCUUGAACCACCCAAGUUCAGUCGACGUGCUUUUGAAAGGCUAUUGAACGAUUGGUCAGCUGUUAAAGGAAUGAUUAUGUCUGGAACAAACCCUCAGGAGAGUGGGGCAAGAAGUAGUACUCAAGCGAGUGCUUUUGACGAUCAAGCCUAUUUGCAAAAUCAGAGUGGAACAACUUUGCUGGACAGAUUCACUCACUGCCUUCUCAUCAAGUGCAGCCCUGAAAUGUUGGAUACGCUGUUGACGACAAUGAUCCAGCAGCUGCAGAAUGAGAGCGUGCCCGGGCGUAUACAGGAGGCGACAAUAGUGGCGCGACGGUUUGUGCGCUCUGUGGCACGCAUCUUUGUCGUGUUUAGCGUUGAAAUGGCACCCACUACUAGUAAACGAAGAGGGUCGACAUCAGCCUCAUAUCCUUUGGUUCGGAGCAAGCGCGUGUUUCAGGCUCUGAUCAAGUUGUCGGUGGAGGAGCUGUGUGAGACGGCAGACAGCCUCAUCGCCCCAGUCAGGCUGGGAGUGGCUCGACCCACGGCCCCCUUCACGCUCUCCAGCACUACUGUUGAAGUUAUCAAUGGCUUUGAAGAGUUGUUUUCGGUUGAGCCUCUGGCGCCGCACGGACAGGGGCGUCAGUCACUGUCGCUGCUGGGUGGCGUGCGUGGGGGGGCCGGCGAUUCCUUGCUGCCUAGGGGGGCACUCGGACGGCAGCCCGUCUCGCAGAUGGACAUAGAGGAUGAAAUCGCUGAGAACCUAGUAUCCUUAGGCCAGGAAGGCGACGCCAGUGACGGUGAGGAAGUGGUGGGUGGAGCGGGUGGUCCGGGAGGAGCAGGGGGCGGAGGGGAAGUGGCGGAUGGAGGCGGCGGUGGUGGCGGUGUUGGAGUGGGGGGUGGCGGCGGCCAAGGUGAGGAAUCUGACAACGAGGAUCUGAUGGUGGAGUCGGAGUCAGACUCAGAUCAGUCCAACCAGGAUGCGCAGCGCAGUGUGCAGACGGGAGCCACGGCUGGUUCCGAUGCUGGUAUUAGUUCGUUACUUCUGUUUCCUGAGGAAGAUUCAGCCGAUUCUAGUCAACAGGAGGAAGAAGAGUCAGAAGGAGGAGAAAGUGACGAACUAGACACUGAGGAGUUGGUGCUAGGCGAUGAACAGCUAGAAAGAAGAAGUUCAAACAGCGGUGCAGGUCAGAGAAGCAACUUGGCACCUCAAAGCAUGCAGUGGGCGAUCCGAAGUCGCGAGAGUCAAUCACGAUCAGCAGGCGGCUUCCGUGUAGCAUCUGGUAACUCAUCUCUGGUGUUCAUCGACCCGUCGACACUGCGGCGGUCGACUGCGGCAGCAGCUGCUGCUGCGGCUGCGGCGGCAGCCAACGGCGGCGAGCCGGUGACAGUGGCGACCACCUCAGCCUGCCUGGCGCGCGCCUUUGGCAUUGUGUUGCGGCAGAUUGCCGAUCUGCUAGCUGUAUGUCACAACUACCCCGCACUGGCACCUGCCCUACCCGCUCUAGCAGUGAUGGAUGUGGGCCCUGGCGAUGUAGCCUGCCUACAGGCCUACCUGGACCGGCAGUUGAAGCCCACCUGGGAUUGGCUGCUGACAGUGAUGGAUUCGACCGAGGCCCAGCUGCGGUUUGGCGCAUCGCUCACGCACUCCACCGAUCCCACGCAUCCGGCACAUCCGCUGCAUCAGGCUUCCGGCCUAGCAGGUGCGGCAGGCAGCGUGCUCAGUUCAGCACUGCCGCUGUCGGUGUUGUCGAGUGGUGGUGGCGGAGCGGGGGUGGUGAGCGGAGGCGGCGGCGGCGGAGUGGUGCCAGGCAUCAGCCGCCUCUCAGGCGCGGGAGCUGGGGCGGCGACAGGUGGCGGCAGCAGCCAUCAUCGUGGCAGUGGAGGUGGCGGUGGAGGCGUCAGUUCGACGUCGGGAGGCGGCAGUAAUACGGGUGGGGGCGGUGGUGGAAGCGGAUCGCAGGGCGGUUCGAGGAAUGUCGGCUUUUUGACUAGUGGCCCCACCGCAGCCGAUUCCACCGUGCGUAGUGGCCGCGAGAGGGAAGCGGCAGAACCGAACUCAGCGCGUCGCGAGUUCCUGUCGUAUUGCCUGUCGCUGAUGCGCGCGCACAACCAGGAGCACGCAGACUCACUGCCCGUGCUGGACGUGUCGUCGCUGCGUCACAUCGCCUACGUGUUUGAUGCACUCAUCUACUACAUGCGACAGUCGGCCGCCUCCGCCGACCACCUCAUCGGUGUCGCCGCCUCCGACCUGCCGCCGCUCAUUGCCGCCUCCGACUUGGAUGCCGGCGCUGGCGACUCGUGGAAUCAACAGGACGAGAACGACAACGACGAAACAGACGAUGACCUGUUGGGGGGCUGCAGCCAGGGGGGUGGAGGCGGUGGUGCCGUUGGGGGGGCAGUGGAAGAGAGCCAGGACGGCGAGAGUGCCGCCUCCGUCGCAGCAGCAGCCGCCUCCGUAGCGGUAGACGUGACCGCCUCGGCAGCCGCCGCAGGAGUGGGCGUCAAGUGUAAUCGCCGCAACGCCUUCUUUCAGCGAUCCGACUCGACGCUCUGUCUUGGUUGUCCACCACCCGACCCGUUCGACACGCCGAUGGCUCGCGCUCUGCCAUUGGCUGAUCAACCACACCUGCUACAACCCAAUGCAAGGCGAGAGGAUCUAUUCGGAAUACCACGACAGCCCAUCACUCUAACAGCUACUGGUAACCAACAAUCGUCGUCAGGAGGUAGUACACUGAGCACAUUAGAAAUGCUGCCUACCAGGUUGGGCCUUUCACAGCGGGGCGUUUCUGAUUCGCAGACGGGAGCGGGAGCGGCAGCCUAUCUCAGGCCUACACUAGAUCUCAGCACCAGUCAUCCUCCCUCCUCCUCCGCCUCAGCCUCAGCCUCCUCCUCACACAUGAUGCAGCAGCACACAUCAAGGCAGAUGAUGGACGUUGCAAUGAACGAAGACACGCCACAAGACCUGUCAGUGUCGUGCAAAGACAACAUGAUGAUAAUCGACUCGGACACUGAGGACGACUCCAAGCAGAGCAUGGGAGGAGGCAGUAGUAGUGCGGACCCCAUCAGGGCCCCGAUCAUCAUUUCGGUGAGGGGCGUGCCCCCAACUGUCCCGCCUGCGCCCCAGGGUGAGACCGGCCCGCCGCCCGUGCUCAAGAGUGUCAUUGUGCGCGCCGGAUCGGUUGUGCCUAAUAACACGGAAUCAGUAGAGAACAUGGCGGCGUCGAGUGGAGGGGGAAGCAGUAGCAGACAAGUGCAGCAGGAUGCCUCUGACGAUUCAUCGCCGGGUGUGGCAGUGGGAGGGGGUGCGACAGGUGGCGCCCCUAGCGGAGAAACUGCCAACCAGAGAGUCACACCGUCGCAGACACUCAUCGGACAGUCAGUGUCUCACGAUUUGCUACUCGGACGAUGGCGACUAUCGUUGGACCUGUUUGGCCGAGUGUUUAUGGAGGAUGUGGGCCUUGAGCCAGGCUCGGUGGUCUCCGAACUGGGAGGCUUCCCUGUCAAAGAGGCUAAGUUUCGCAGAGACAUGGAGAAGCUGAGAAAUCAACAGAAUAAAGACUUGACUCUAUCCAAGGACGAGCCUGGCGAAGGCUCAGGUGUGGCGCGUUCAUUCUACACGGCGAUCGCCGAGGCACUGCUGGCCAAUGAGCGCAUGCCCAACCUCGAGUCGGCGCAGGUCGGUGCACGCUACACCCAGUACAGUGUGCUACAGCGCAUGCGCACCAGGGAACGCGACACACUAAGGCGGUACACGCAGCAAAGAAUAUCGGCGCGCUGCCGUGAACCCAGACGCUCGCUAUCAUUUGAGGCACGGCCAUUUGUGCCGCCCGGCAGCGGCAGUGGCGGAGCGGGGGGUGGGGGAGGAGGAGGCACUGGAGGGGGGGCCGUUGACCCGCCUAACAACGACCAUCUCUCAAUCAGUCAACAGCAGCUGGGUGAGCGGCUUUAUCCCAAGGUGAUGGCUCUACGGCCGUCGUUUGCGGGUAAGAUCACAGGCAUGCUGUUGGAGCUGACUCCCGCUCAGCUGCUAAUGCUGCUGGCCAGCGAAGAUGCACUCAGGCAGCGCGUGGACGAGGCACUCGAACUCAUUCUCUCGCACAGUCACAGUCAGGACUUUGAGGCCUUUCUAGACCUGGACAUGUUCAGCCUGUCCUCAUCGGGUGGAGGGGGAGGCGGAGGAAGCAGUAAGGCGGCGGCAGGAGGUAGUGGGAGUGGCAGCGGGGGAGGAGGGAGUUCAGGAGUGAAUGCGGGAGGGGGUGCGAGUGAGAUGGAGACAGGUGGCGAGGAGGCAGGUGAGGACAAUGCGCCGCUCUUCUACUGUCCGGGCAAACGCGGCUUCUACUCGCCCAGGCAGGGCAAGGCUUCGUUCGAACGACUCAAUGCCUUCAGGAAUACCGGACGACUGAUAGGGCUGUGCCUACUUCAGAACGAGUUGUGCCCGAUCUUCCUGAACCGUCACGUGAUGAAGGUGCUGCUGGGCAGGCACAUCCGCUUCCACGACCUGGCCUUCUUCGACCCGGUCAUGUACGAGUCGCUGCGCCAACUGGUGGCCGACGCCGAAACUAAGGAGAACGGCGGCAGUCUGUUCUCGGCACUCGAUCUCAACUUCAGUGUGGACCUGUCGGCCGAGGAGGGAGGUGGCAGCUGGGAGCUGGUGCCGGGCGGCAGGGACAUUGAGGUGACGGCGGCCAACGUCUACGACUAUGUCAAGCGAUACUCGGAGUACCGCAUGUAUCGCGCUCAGGAUAAGGCGCUUGAGGCGCUGCGAACAGGUGUAUUUGACGUACUGCCGGCCGGAUCUCUGGACGGACUGACGGCCGAGGACCUGCGUCUGCUGCUGAACGGAGUUGGCGACAUCAACGUGUCUGUGCUCAUCUCCUACACCACAUUCAACGACGAGUCGGGCGAGUCCAGUGAACGUCUCUUGAAGUUCAAGCGCUGGCUCUGGUCUAUUGUCGAACGCAUGUCGCAUAUCGAGAGAAUGGACUUGGUGUACUUCUGGACAGGCUCUCCAGCGCUGCCCGCCUCUGAGGACGGCUUCCAGCCGAUGCCCAGUGUGACAAUAAGGCCGGCUGAUGACGCGCAUCUGCCCACAGCCAACACGUGCAUCUCACGGCUCUACGUGCCGCUGUACUCAUCACGCGCUGUGCUCAGGCACAAGCUGCUACUAGCCAUCAAAACUAAGAACUUUGGCUUCGUCUGAAAUAAUACAGAUUUCCAAGAUGAUAAUAUUUGUGUGGAUGUGGAGUCGACUACUGUUGACAUUGUAUCACUAGAAUAUCUAUAAAAAUAUGACAGUACAUAGUGAUGUGGUUUACAAAAUCAAACGCUUUCAUGAACUAAAAACAUUCGAGAAUGUUUGCUAUGUAAUGGGCUAUUCGAUGAAUAUGGUAUGUUUGUGGUGAACUUUAAAAGUGAGAUCUAUUAAUUUCCAUUACUCAAUCAGUUAUUGCAAAAUUUAAAGUUUUUGUUGGAGUAAAUGGAGAAAUUUCAAAAUGGUUUUUAUGCAUUUGAAUUAAUUGAUUAUUGAUGGAGAUUAAGCAAUUUAUAAUUAAUUUGUAAAUUUGUUUUUCUUAUUUUAAUUUUCUGUUACGCUCUGAGUGCUUUUGUACAGUAACGUUUGUAAUAGAUAUUGAAUAUUGUUGUAAUCGUAGUAGGACUUUUUUGGUUAUUUUUGAAAUUUCGAGCUUCAUUCUAUUGAGUAUCAUAGGAUUCUAUUUUGUUCCCAUGUUGUCAUAAACGAAACUAUCCUUUGGAGGAAUUUUUACGCCAUAAAUUUCUGAUGAAACUACCACCAUCAACGUUCGAUUUAUAGUUUUUCUUUUUAUUGUGGUAUGAUCACUAAUCGAAAUUGUGUAUUGUAAAAUUGUGUAAAAAAUUUAGAUGGAAAGUAUCGACUUCUAUUAGGGAGUUUUAUUUUUACUUUUGGAAACAAUCGGAAAUUUAUAUCAUUACAUAUAAAAGACUAGGCUUUGUUGAGUAUGUUAUGAAUCGGAAUUAGUGUAGACAUUUCAAUUGAUAAAUAUCGUUUUCUUAUAUCGUGGAAGAUAAUGUGAGUGUAGCUGCUAUAUCAAAGCAUUAUAUUUCAUGAGAAUGGAA
Molecule: messenger RNA, 10798 nt
Organism: Nilaparvata lugens (brown planthopper)
Lineage: Eukaryota; Metazoa; Arthropoda; Insecta; Hemiptera; Delphacidae
Gene: hyd
Product: E3 ubiquitin-protein ligase hyd
Exons: 46
Coding region: 345-9902 (3185 amino acids)
Biological process (GO): regulation of double-strand break repair; DNA damage response; protein polyubiquitination
Cellular component (GO): nucleus
Molecular function (GO): RNA binding; ubiquitin binding; ubiquitin-protein transferase activity
Source: RefSeq, a predicted model, not a curated record